Messenger RNA from Loa loa (African eye worm), 821 nucleotides. Its product is annotated as CK1/TTBKL protein kinase. The transcript has 7 exons. Bases 21 to 821 code for a protein of 266 amino acids. Gene Ontology annotation, cellular component: cytoplasm; nucleus. Gene Ontology annotation, biological process: signal transduction; peptidyl-serine phosphorylation. Lineage: Eukaryota; Metazoa; Nematoda; Chromadorea; Rhabditida; Onchocercidae. Gene Ontology annotation, molecular function: ATP binding; protein serine/threonine kinase activity. The record is from RefSeq and is a predicted model, not a curated record.
AGAAAAAUUCUAUUUGUGAUAUGAUAUCAGUGCAGAUACUCAGACGUUUAGAAGGUCGUAAAUAUGUGGUGCAAUUAUUUCAAUCUGCCAAGAAGGAGAGGUAUUCGUAUAUGGUUAUGACACUUCUUGGACGUUCGCUUAAUCAACUAUUUAAGCAAUAUCCUGUAUGUACCGUUUCGACGCAAGUUCGAGUUGGAAUCAAUAUUUUGCAUGGUCUAAAACAGUUGCAUGAAGUUGGUUAUAUACAUCGAGAUGUGAAACCAGCCAAUCUGGCUAUUGGUCGACGAGGUCAAGCUGUUCAUAUCAUUCACAUCCUUGAUUUUGGUUUAUCACGAGAAUAUGUAAUGCGAAGUAAUGGUAGUGUUAAAUUGCGAAUGCCUAGAACAAAUACUCUGUUCCGAGGUACGGUAAAAUAUUGCUCGGCUAACACCCACACACGUAACGAACAAGGCAGACCGGACGAUUUGUGGUCGAUGAUGUAUGUUUUGGUGGAAAUGCGAGGUCCGUUACCGUGGGAUGAUAUUCGUGGUAAGGAUGAAAUUGGAAAGGCAAAAUUUCAAACACUCGAUACGAUCUUGUGCAGUAAUAGUCCCAAAGAAUUUCUUGAUAUCACAACACAUCUUCGAACGUUGGAUUAUUACACGCGUCCCAAUUAUUCCUACAUUUAUGAAAGAUUGUAUCAAGUGAUGCAGAACUGUAAUUACAAAAUUAGCGAAUCAAAAAACUCGAAAAAUGGAAUAACUCGGGCAACAGCCUCAGAAGUGGUCAGUGAGGAUCUUUUCACGCCAGCAGACUUUGAAAGCAAUGAAACCGGAUUUUAA